This is a messenger RNA of Vitis vinifera (wine grape), 981 nucleotides long. Its product is annotated as arabinogalactan O-methyltransferase 2. NCBI's taxonomy places the organism in Eukaryota, Viridiplantae, Streptophyta, Magnoliopsida, Vitales, Vitaceae. Gene Ontology annotation, biological process: xylan biosynthetic process. The transcript has a single exon. The coding region runs from base 1 to 981 and encodes 326 amino acids. The record is from RefSeq and is a predicted model, not a curated record.
AUGCCACCAGAUGCAUUUGCUUGCCAUCCUCUUGUUACUUGUCGACCACAGUUCCUUCAUCCAGUCUCUCUGAAAAAGCAACUUGAUCUACCUCUGAGCUGCAAAUAUUACAGGGGAGGUAAAAGAAUGAAAUUCAUUGGAAAGAGGUCCAUUACUGUAUUAGUUUUCAUUCUUUCAAUUAUCUCCAUCCUCAGAUUUCUCUGGAUCACUGUUACUGCUUCAUCUUCUUCACGUCCUCUUCCUGCUUUGCCUCCUACUUCUCUACACACAUGUUCCUCUGCUUCUCCAACAUGCAGGAAGACUCCAUUGCGAGCUCCAGGAGCCAGGAGGAGUCAGCAUAACAACUCUGCCAAUGCGACUGCCCUUACAGAAAAGGAAUUCCAGCUUUUGUCAAAUCUUAUUUCCCAUAGAGCCCCAUGCAACCUCCUUAUUUUCGGGCUUGAACCUCAACAUCUUGUUCUCGCAUCAAUGAAUGCUGGUGGCACCACCAUCCUUCUAGAGGAUGACCCUGCCAAGCUAAGCACAGUCAGAAGAAGAUCAAAUAACACUCGAAUAUACAAGGUUGAGCACCACAUACCUGCUGGAGAAGCAUACAGGGUGCUUAAGCAUGCAAGGGAAGAUCCAGCUUGCGCACCUCACUCCAAGCCACUAGAAGAAUCAACUUGCCAACUGGCAUUAACAAAGCUACCACAGGAAGUGUAUGAGCUCAAGUGGGAUGUGGUGGUGGUGGAUGGACCAAGAGGGGAUAGAGCAGAGGCACCAGGGCGGAUGGCUGCAAUCUACACUGCUAGCAUGAUAGCAAGGGCUGGGAACAUGACCAAUGUAGUGGUCCAUGAUGUAGAUCGAAUGAUUGAAAAGUGGUUUUCCUGGGAGUUCCUAUGCGACGAAAACUUGGUUUCUUCUAAAGGGAAACUCUGGAAUUUUAGGCUGGUCGGCAAAUCAAACUCUACAAGAUUUUGUCCCUCCGAAACAGUACAGUAA